Messenger RNA from Electrophorus electricus (electric eel), 3500 nucleotides. Its product is annotated as sodium/potassium-transporting ATPase subunit alpha-1. Gene Ontology annotation, cellular component: plasma membrane. Gene Ontology annotation, biological process: potassium ion import across plasma membrane; intracellular sodium ion homeostasis; intracellular potassium ion homeostasis. The record is from RefSeq and is a predicted model, not a curated record. Gene Ontology annotation, molecular function: ATP binding; P-type sodium:potassium-exchanging transporter activity; ATP hydrolysis activity. Lineage: Eukaryota; Metazoa; Chordata; Actinopteri; Gymnotiformes; Gymnotidae.
AUAAGUGUCGAACCCUCAAACAGCGACUGAGCUUGGGUGCGUGUCGGGGUGGAGAGACACGUGUAGGCAGGAUACAUCAAGGGGGAACUCAGAUAAAGUAGACGGAAAUUUAAAUUUUGUGAGUUGUGAUAGAUUUGUAAAAUACUUGGGAUUUGAACGGUCAAGGUUUUUUACCCAAAAGACGCAAAAUGGGACGCGGAGAAGGUCGGGAACAGUAUGAACUUGCGGCCACCUCAGAACAGGGGAACAAGAAAUCCAAGUCCAAGGGUAAAAAGGACAAGGAUAAGGAUAUGGAUGAACUCAAAAAAGAAGUGGAUUUGGAUGAUCACAGGCUCUCACUGGAAGACCUCAGCAGGAAGUAUGGGACAAAUCUAACGCGGGGACUGACUGCCUCCCGUGCAAAAGAGAUCCUUGCACGUGAUGGUCCCAAUGCUCUGACUCCGCCUCCCACGACCCCGGAAUGGGUCAAGUUCUGCAAACAGCUCUUUGGUGGCUUUUCAACUCUGUUAUGGAUUGGAGCUAUUCUUUGUUUCCUGGCUUAUGGAAUUCAAGCAGCAUCAGAAGAUGAACCAGCAAAUGAUAAUUUGUAUCUUGGAAUUGUGCUCUCUGCGGUGGUUAUGAUCACUGGUUGCUUCUCAUACUAUCAAGAGGCUAAAAGCUCAAAAAUCAUGGACUCCUUCAAGAAUCUUGUGCCUCAGCAAGCCCUGGUCAUCCGUGAUGGAGAGAAGAUGAGCAUCAAUGCUGAAGAGGUAGCUGUUGGUGAUCUUGUGGAGGUUAAGGGCGGAGACAGAAUUCCUGCUGAUCUGCGUAUAAUUUCUGCCCAUGGGUGCAAGGUUGACAACUCCUCUCUCACUGGUGAAUCCGAACCUCAGACUCGAACUCCUGACUUUUCCAAUGACAAUCCCCUGGAAACAAGGAACAUUGCUUUUUUUUCUACCAACUGUGUUGAAGGAACUGCUAGAGGUAUUGUCAUCAACACUGGUGACCGAACUGUGAUGGGUCGUAUUGCCACUCUUGCUUCUGGUCUUGAAGUUGGCAGAACCCCCAUUUCUAUUGAGAUCGAACACUUCAUCCACAUCAUUACUGGUGUAGCUGUCUUUCUUGGUGUGAGCUUCUUUAUUCUCUCACUGAUUCUUGGAUACAGCUGGCUGGAGGCUGUCAUCUUCCUCAUUGGUAUCAUUGUUGCUAAUGUGCCAGAGGGUCUUUUGGCAACUGUAACUGUCUGUCUGACUCUGACUGCCAAGCGUAUGGCCAAGAAAAACUGCCUCGUGAAGAAUCUUGAAGCUGUUGAAACUCUAGGCUCCACUUCCACCAUCUGCUCAGACAAGACAGGAACCCUCACUCAAAACCGAAUGACUGUGGCUCACAUGUGGUUUGACAAUCAGAUCCAUGAGGCCGACACUACCGAGAACCAGAGUGGAACCUCUUUUGACAGAAGCUCUGCCACUUGGGCUGCUCUUGCUCGAAUUGCUGGUCUAUGUAACCGUGCUGUCUUCCUAGCUGAUCAGGAUAAUGUUCCAAUCCUCAAGAGAGAUACCGCUGGUGAUGCUUCAGAGAGUGCUCUGCUGAAGUGUAUUGAGCUGUGUUGUGGCUCAGUAAAGGACAUGAGGGACAAGUAUACAAAGAUUGCUGAGAUCCCCUUCAACUCCACCAACAAAUAUCAGUUGUCCAUCCAUAAAAACUCCAAUGAGGGUGAGAGCAAGCACCUGCUAGUGAUGAAGGGGGCCCCUGAGAGGAUCCUGGACAGGUGUUCAACCAUCAUGCUUCAGGGAAAAGAACAGCCUCUUGAUGAUGAGAUGAAGGAUGCCUUCCAGAAUGCCUACUUAGAACUUGGUGGUCUGGGAGAGCGAGUGCUGGGUUUUUGCCAUUAUAGUCUUCCUGAUGAUCAGUUCCCUGAGGACUUCCAGUUUGACACUGAUGAAGUGAACUUUCCAACUGAAAACCUGUGCUUUGUUGGCCUCAUGUCUAUGAUUGAUCCUCCUCGGGCAGCUGUGCCAGAUGCCGUUGGAAAGUGCAGGAGUGCUGGAAUCAAGGUUAUUAUGGUCACUGGUGAUCAUCCAAUCACGGCAAAAGCCAUUGCUAAAGGUGUGGGUAUCAUCUCUGAAGGCAACGAGACUGUAGAAGAUAUUGCUGCUCGGCUGAACAUUCCCAUCAAUGAAGUUAACCCCAGAGAUGCCAAGGCUUGUGUGGUUCAUGGUGGUGAUCUGAAAGACCUGACCGCUGAGCAGUUGGAUGAUGUCUUGAAACAUCACACUGAAAUUGUCUUUGCCCGAACAUCUCCACAGCAAAAACUUAUUAUUGUGGAAGGCUGCCAACGCCAGGGUGCCAUCGUGGCUGUGACGGGUGAUGGUGUCAAUGAUUCUCCUGCUCUGAAGAAGGCUGAUAUUGGUGUUGCUAUGGGCAUCGCAGGAUCUGAUGUCUCCAAACAGGCUGCUGAUAUGAUUCUUCUAGAUGACAACUUUGCCUCUAUUGUGACUGGAGUUGAGGAAGGCCGCUUGAUCUUCGACAACUUGAAGAAAUCAAUUGCAUACACGUUGACUAGUAACAUUCCAGAGAUUACUCCUUUUCUCCUGUUUAUUAUUGCAAAUAUACCUCUUCCUCUGGGAACUGUCACCAUUCUCUGCAUUGACCUGGGUACUGACAUGGUUCCUGCAAUCUCAUUGGCUUAUGAGGCUGCUGAGAGUGACAUUAUGAAGAGACAGCCAAGAAACCCUAAAACAGACAAACUGGUGAAUGAGAGGCUCAUCAGCAUGGCUUAUGGACAGAUUGGUAUGAUUCAAGCCCUUGCUGGCUUCUUUACCUACUUUGUCAUUCUGGCCGAGAAUGGAUUCCUGCCAUCAACAUUGCUGGGUAUCCGUGUCUUUUGGGAUGACAAAUAUAUCAAUGACUUGGAAGAUAGCUAUGGCCAGCAAUGGACAUAUGAGCAGAGGAAGAUUGUGGAGUUUACAUGCCAUACUGCAUUCUUUAUCAGCAUCGUGAUUGUGCAGUGGGCUGACUUGAUCAUUUGUAAGACCAGGAGAAAUUCUGUCUUCCAGCAAGGAAUGAAGAACAAAAUCCUCAUCUUUGGACUAUUUGAGGAGACAGCCCUUGCAGCAUUUCUAUCGUACUGCCCAGGAAUGGAUGUCGCCCUCAGAAUGUACCCUCUCAAACCAAACUGGUGGUUCUGCGCUUUCCCCUACUCUCUUCUCAUCUUUAUUUAUGAUGAAAUCCGAAAGCUUAUUAUCCGGCGUAGUCCAGGAGGUUGGGUGGAGAGAGAGACCUACUACUAAUGCAUCCAGUCUACGUCACACGUUUCUUUGCAUGGCUGUCUUGCUGCUUGGAAUUUUAACUUCAGUAAUUUGGAUCUUUUUUUAUAUAUAUCUACAUAAAUAUCAUUAGGGAAUGCUUGACACAAACACUGAGAUCGUGAACCAAGACAUUGUGUGCCUUGUUUCUGAAGCCGGACCAAUUUUAUACAUGUUUUUAAAAAUGUAAUAUAAAUAAACUAAUCAGGUCCCACA